AUGUCCUUAUCAAACCCCUUCUCCGACAGCAGCUCCUCAACCUCUCCGCAAACCUCCGCCAACACAAAAUCCGCAAUAAUAUCCCAGGUCCAACAAGAAUCGGCCCUGAAUAACGCCCGCUCCCUCAUCGGCAAAGUAAACGAAAACUGCUUCGAAAAAUGCGUCCCAUCCCCAGGCUCCAGCCUCUCCUCCAAGGAGCAAACCUGCCUCACCGCCUGCAUGGAGAAGUACAUCCAGCUGUGGAACGCCACGAGCCGCGCCUACGGCGCACGCGUGAACCAGGAACACAAGGCCGGCUUCGCUGGUAGCUCCCCGUUCGGCGGGAGCGGGAGCGGGAGCGGCGGUAUAUUUUAG
This is a messenger RNA of Histoplasma mississippiense, 354 nucleotides long. Its product is annotated as mitochondrial intermembrane space translocase subunit Tim. The transcript has 2 exons. Bases 1 to 354 code for a protein of 117 amino acids. Lineage: Eukaryota; Fungi; Ascomycota; Eurotiomycetes; Onygenales; Ajellomycetaceae. The record is from RefSeq and is a predicted model, not a curated record.